UUGCUUUAAUAUUAACUGGGUUGCUUGGUUACCAGUAAUCGCAUUCUCUAGUAUUAUAACUGUAGGCUUAUACAUAGCUAGGGUCCUUUGUGUUAACAUUGACUGCACUUGAAUAGCUAGUAGGCAAUGUAGCAGAUUUAAAUCAAUGUAACCGAAAACAUUUCUUAUAAUUGAAUCAAACUGUAGCGACUGUGGAUUAGAUCAGUAGCUAAGUGCAUAGGUAAUAGCUUUAUUAGCAAUCCAGUAAGCAGUGUAACGUGAAUCGACGUUGUCUUUUAUUAAGCACUCGUACUGCUUAGAUUAUGCUUGACAAAACACGAGUUAAUGUAAAUAUAUUGAUAAUUACUUGUCGGUUUAGCUCGUUAGACCGGAUACAUCAUGUAACUGCACUGAGAUCAGUUUUAACGGUUUUGUGUUCUAGAAGACGUCACUAAAGUUGUUGAUAUUCAAAAAAAAAAAAAAACAACACACACACACAAAGCGUAGGCCUGUAGGUUAAGUGGAAAAACAGUCAUCUAACUCUCGGUCGAAGUGAAAAUUAAACCAAAAUCUCAAGGGAUCCGGUCCGCUAUGAACAGGAUGAGGGAGAGUCCCAGGAGACCGAUAAUCCUCAAGAGGAGGAAACUGCCGUUUCAGACGAAUGAUGCAGACGGGCCAGAGAGCAAAUCUGCUACAACGUCAGGAGCACGGUCUUUUCCAGACGGCAUUCGCAUCAUGGACCAUCCCACAAUGACGGACACGCAAGUGGUCGUCAUACCGAAAACCGCAGAUCUUCAGAGCGUCAUUGGUGUGCUGACCGCCAAGGGGAAGGAAUGCGGUGCGCAGGGGCCAAACAAGUUUAUCUUGCUGAGCGGAAGCAACGGGGCGGAAGAUGGAGCCGAUGCACUCGGCCGUGCCACGUCCGAGUGUACAAACAACCUCGGAACUGGAGCGUGUGUAGACGACAAAGCUCUCCUGAAGAGCAGAAUGAAACCUGAUCCAGACUGCAGUCCGUUAGAUGACAGCCUGACAAACAUCCAGUGGUUGGGGAGAAUGAACACACACGGCGCUGGUGCUGAGUCGGCAAAGAAAGAUUCCAAUAAAGAGAAUUUAGACAGCUGUGUACAGGCACAGCACACGGAGGAAGGCGCGAGUGCAGUUAAGGGCCCUAUGUCUGAAAGACCGCCUUACUCCUAUAUGGCCAUGAUCCAGUUUGCGAUCAACAGCAAGAAAAAUAAGAAGAUGACUCUGAAGGAAAUCUAUAACUGGAUAGAGGACCAUUUCCCCUACUUCCGAAAUGUAGCUAAACCGGGUUGGAAGAACUCCAUUCGCCAUAACCUCUCCUUGCACGAUAUGUUCGUCCGAGAGAGCACACCAGAUGGCAAGAGCUCCUACUGGACCAUUAAACCUGAAGCAAACCGCUGUCUCACUUUAGACCAGGUGUAUAAGCCUGCGAUUGAUCCAGCGGCCCCCUCUUACCCACAAACCAUGCAAGUCUGUUACCAACAACAACAGAAGCGAGUUAUACCCGAUCCUAAGAAAGCUACACCUUGCACCACAGAGAGGAAAAUGAAGCCUCUCCUGCCUCGUACGGACUCGUACCUAGUGCCCAUUCAGCUUCCUCUGACUCCUUCGAUCUUCUUGCCCUCCCCGGCAGCGCUCUCUCUGUGUCCGCCACAACAGCAGAGCUCCAGUCUCUCCAAUCCCAUCUCCAAAGCGGGGUGCAAGAGGCUUUGCAUAGCUCCCAAGGUCCCGAAGAGUGAAUCCAGCGUCGUCGUGACGUCUACCCCGGUUACUGAAGUGAAGGAAGAGCGCGUGUGUGAACCCAUCCGUGGCGAAUCCUGCAGCAGUGAACGGAAGGAGCUGAGCAGCUCGCGUCGUAAGCAGCGUCUAGUCCCACCUUCCAACGAAGAGCCCGUCCUGCUCUUCCCAGACAGCACUUUCUUCGACUCGGGUAUGGUCUCGGACAUCUCCGUCUUCCAGGAAGCGGAGCUCGAGGCAGAGCCGCGGUGUGAAAGCGAAAACUUUAAAACGCCAAUCAAAGGGAGCCACCUGGCUUCCUCCACCCCCAGCAAGGCGCUGGAGCCGUGGAGGAUCACGCCGCUGGGCAAAGGGAGCCGCAGCGUGCUGGAUUUCAGCCCGAUCCGCACACCGCAGCGGCACGAGCACAGCGGUUUGAGCUUCAGCAGCACGCCCUUCAAAGAGCUGCCGCUAUUCAAUUCACCCCGUGAGCUGCUCACUUCCUGUUCGCGCGAGCUCCAGACGGGCUCCGCCAACCGCUCGCUCACCGAGGGCCUCGUGCUGGACACCAUGAACGACAGCCUGAGUAAAAUCUUGGUGGACAUCAGCUUCACGGGUCUGGAGGAUGAAGACCUGUGCAUGGCCAACCUCAGCUGGUCACAGUUAAUUCCCGAGCUGACAUAAGCCACAUCUUUUUUCAGUCUAUUCAAUCUGCGCCCCUGCUUUUUCACUGCCUCAGCAUCUUUUGUUUUGGUUUGCUAAUACAUGUCAAUAUUUUACUCUGCUUUUUAUAUCUGAGCCUCAGCUACGCUCCUUUUUCGUGCAACAGCCUAUCAACCUAUCUUCAUGCGCAUAUCAGUUUAUUUUUUUGUUACUUUAUUUAAUCUCUUAGGAUUAAAGAGCAGAGCUUGAAUAACAUCGGUGUGGCUCUCCAUGCUGAAACCUGAAGCAAGACGGCUCGGACAUGACCAGCCAGUCAUAGCUCAUUUCCACACUUUAAAAACAAAACAAAACGGACCCAUUCCUAUAUAUGCUGCUCACGCUACCUUUGCUUCUUCCACAUGUGUAUUUAUCCUUUUUUUUUCUUUCCUUUUUUCAUUCUCACUGCCUUUUUUUCUUGUAUGUGUGUAACUUCCUGUCCGUUUACUGUACGUAUGUCUACUUGGAGAGUAUUUAUCACUCCAGUUCUGAAAGACGAAAUGGAGCGACGAGUGAGAGAAACCGUCGAAGGAAUGUAUUUAGGAAUUGAUUUGAUUUUGCACAACUUGUAAGAUAUAUAUGUAUGUAUAUGUAUUUUAGCUAUUCUAAAAAUGUGUAAAUGAGUACAUAGAUUUAAGCGAAUCCCCACGUAGACACUACUGCACGCGAGCUUCUUAACCCGAUGCGUCGACGGAAAGGAAAGACCUGCAAUCCAAGCUAAUCGUUUAUUUUAACAGUUAUUAUUUUUUAUUUUUUUUUGGGAUGACACAAUGAAACAAAAUCCAUAAACAAUAUAAUAUUCAGUAGCAUAGAACUGAGAUUUCUGUUUUUAUCUAAUGAUUUUAACAAUCUUUUAUUGGCUCUUGGUCGAUCUUGACUACUGUAUGGUGCAGGAAUUCUAGUUUCUCCAGGGCAGGGUGAUGCAAAGUAAAAUCAGUUUCCGGUGAGAUGUAAUGUGACGGCGAAGCGUGUCGAAAAUCGCAAGAAAUCUGGACACGACGCCGGUCCAAUCUAGGCUGCAGGUUCGUGUGAAAGGUCGAAUUGCUGCUGAAUUACGCCAGUCCUCUCAGACAAAACAUUUGCUUAAUAAUAAAUAUAUUUUUAAGUUUUGUUUGAUUUACCCAAAAGCAUUUGAUAUAAUUGAGAGGAGCAGUUGUAACAUGGUGUGCAGGAUCAUCUCUGACAUUCAGCUUUAUUUAAUAAUAUGUUUGUGCACAUCAUCCAGCCCUGGUCUCUUGCAUGCGUUGGCGUUCGAUUAAAACAUUUUUGGCUGUUUGUGGUCAUCAUUACAGUCUGUGUUUAAAAAAAAAAAAAAUGUAAAAAAUACAUAAAUAAAUA
Molecule: messenger RNA, 3756 nt
Organism: Ictalurus punctatus (channel catfish)
Lineage: Eukaryota; Metazoa; Chordata; Actinopteri; Siluriformes; Ictaluridae
Gene: foxm1
Product: forkhead box M1
Exons: 9
Coding region: 571-2403 (610 amino acids)
Biological process (GO): regulation of DNA-templated transcription; G2/M transition of mitotic cell cycle
Molecular function (GO): sequence-specific DNA binding; DNA-binding transcription factor activity
Source: RefSeq, a predicted model, not a curated record